This is a messenger RNA of Pocillopora meandrina, 2575 nucleotides long. Lineage: Eukaryota; Metazoa; Cnidaria; Anthozoa; Scleractinia; Pocilloporidae. The record is from the annotation of a GenBank genome assembly.
GAGGGAAGGGUGGAGAGAGACGUCGAGCAACUAUGUAGAAGGAUUUUAAUACCGCUUACUGAAAAAUUUGGUGAACAUGAUUUGCACGAAGAAUUACUUGAGAGACUGAGAGGAUAUUUUAGAGACAUCUACUGGAGUUUAAAAGUGCACUUGGUGUUUCACUUAGGAAUUUCCGAUGAGCUUCAACAGAUCGACGAAGUCCUCAAUGUGGUGGGUGCUUGGGGUGGUCUGACAAAUGAAGAGAUGAAUGAACUACCAGACCAAGAUUGCGUAGUCGACCCAGGAAGCAAACUCUUGGAAAUGGUAAGUAUAUAAGCGGCAUAUGUGUGUGUGUUUUGUUUCCGAGUUUUCAUGCAUUGUCAUUUGCACCGAGUCAGGCUGUAACAUGCCUUGGCUGGCUGUUUAUCUAACCUCGCUGUAGCUGAUACCAAAGGUAAUAGUUUGCAAGAAUGUUAUGGAAAGAAAAAACCAGACUACGAGCUGAAUUAUUGAAUUCAGUAUAAGAUGCCGCUCAAGAUCGUCUUUUUAAUUAGAGUAAAAAAACUCGGAACUAUUUCCACUGUUCUUGAGCGGAAUUUCGCUGAAAAUUGUGACCCUCUUCUAGUAAUAUCUACCGUAUUUCUUCAUCUAUAAGCCAACCUCGGCUAUAAGCCUAGACCCUUAAAGUUAGAGACCUUCCAACAGACUCGUGUUAUCCAAAAGAAAAAGCAAAACCAUCCGCUAUAAGCCGAGUGCGAAAUUCUUGAUUAUAACCGGCCAUUUGAGUGUGCGAACCUCACGGAAAAAAUUGUGAAAUGGCUUCAUGAACACAACAGCUAAUGAAUGAGAAUAAACACAAAAGAAAAAAAAGCGAAUCAGUGAAGAUGUAAAUACUACUACGCGAUUGCAGAAACACGGCAACAGUUACUGUAACCCGACAAACGUUUCAAUCGAGUAUCUCUUUCGUCACUGCUAUUUUUCUCAUCAUGCCAAAAGCACGCCGCUCUUCGUAUACUAUGGCUUUCAGGAUAGAAGUUGUCGCGAAAGCUGAAGCUGUAGAAAACAGCUCGGAAAUCGCUCGAGAGCUGAAGAUGUUUGCAAAACGAGCAAAAAUGGGCCGUUUUACUCUCAAGUGUCCCGAACGAGACGAGUAGGCGAUGUGGAGGUUUCCACAGCGGAGAGACCAAAUAUUUCAUUUGUAAUGUGAAAUGAGAACAGAUUAUACCGACUUGAGUGAGAUCGUCUUUCAAUGCGUGGGAAGCAAAGAAUCUGAUUGGUGGUCAGAAAUACUUUGUUAUUAUGUCAAUUUUAAAGCACGUCACUUGAAGAGCGCUGCAGUCACGAAAUGUACGGUCAUUUCACAUUAACAUUAAAUUUGUACUUGUUUUUGAAUCCCAAACCCUCGGCUUUAAGCCGAAAAAUCGCUCGGCUUAUAGGUGAAGAAACACGGUAUGUUACUUUUAUUUACACCAUUUUAACGAAAUCGACGUGCAGAUAGUUGGAUUCUUAGACGGUCAAGUAAGAGCGACUGAUCAACAUUUGGACCGUCUUGAGAAUCAGGUUUGUUCAUAGACGAUCUGAUAUCUGGAGUCAGACUUAGAGUGAAACAGUUUUUUAACCGAGUGGCCGAUUCAGCUUAAACGCUGUUAUCAUAGAAGUCCUGCAUCUAGAUGGUCCAUAACAUGAAGAAAAUUUUAAAAAGGACUUUACAAUGGGUGGAAAUCGCAAUUCAGAAUUACAAUAAAACUUCGAAAAGUUAACACCAGAAGAAAAGUUAACACCAGAAGAAAAGUUUCGCUCAGAGGUAAAACGCGUGAAAGUUUUCGGUUUUACCUACAGUUGCAGGAAGUUAAUAAAAAUUUCUGUACCAGCAGAGAGAAAGGUGACAGUUAACGGUUCUUUGUUUCUAUUUAUAUUCCAGUUCAGCGACAUUAUGGAUGAUCGCAGUGAUAGAGGAAGCACAGACCAUGCCAAACGUGUAAUGGAGGCGGCGAAAGACCACCUAAGUAAACUUUCAAGCAAAAACACUUUCAAACCCAAAGUUUUAGCGAGGGUGUCACACACAGGCAGGUCUUUUAUUGGGGCCUCAAUAGCCGUAAGUCAUUUCUUAAGGCCCAUUUGUUUGUUUCAUAGAAUUAUCAAUCUUAAACAGAGUCUCGGAAAAGCAAUAGUACAUUUCCAGCCUCUAAAUAUUCCAGAUCGGCAAAACUGGUUAUUUGAAGCACUAUACAAACCCAAAUAUGAUUUGAUAAGAAGCCCUUGUCAAAAUUGUAACAUGAUGUUUUGUAAUGAUCGUUCGGGAAACGGAUGGUCCACGUUUCUCGCCGCAUGUGCAGAGUACUGUCCUGUUAAUCACCUCCUUCCAGAUGAGCCGAAUUUGAGGCAAAGUGCAAGUCAUGAUCCACUUGUGAUAAAUCUACUGAGUCAAAACCGUGCUCGAUGUUCAGAUCUGUUCGAAAACUUUUUGGACAUAUCUAAUAAAUGCAUAACUGCUGCUCGAUCAAACGACGAAAAUAUCAUGAAGGCCGUGUACUGGGAAGUGAUAUAUAAACUGCACAUUUUUGGUUUAAGGCCAGAAUGUAACCCCUACUUUUAG